CAACACCAGAUGGAUCAACAAGCGGUCCCCGUGGAGUGCUAAAAAUCGGCAAUCUGUAAUCUGGGAAUUAAUUAUUAAAUAAAAAUUGUUAUCAUUCUAAUCUAUAAUUAUUACAAUUCACAUUUAGUUCUACUAAGUAUGGCAUUAGUUUUUGCGGUCUUACUUUUCUAAAACAGUUACGAUUUUAAGUAAAUUCAUGUGACAGAUGUUCAUGUGUAGUUACGCGCCACUUUAAGCUUGGUUUCUGAAUUAAAAUCCAACAUCUAAUGGAGGGAUCAUCCAACAGCAUACCUGAAAUGGAUUCUGGGCCUCAAGAAACAGUUUCUACCUCUGAACCUGUGGUGACCGAUACUAUUAUUAUUUCUGAUAGUGUAAUGGAGAAGCCUUCAGAUAGCUCGCAAAUUUUGUUUCCGGAAAGUCCUGUUUAUGAACCUGAAGAGAUUGAGCUUGUUUCAAGUACGGCACCUGAUGAAGACAAGAAAGAAAAAUCAGAAGAUUGUCUAGAGGAGCCGGCUAUGACAAAAAGAAAAAAUUCUGAUGAAUUAGUCCAGAGCAGCCCUAAAAUACAAAAACUGGAACUCGUUGAAGACGAAUUUGCAGUUUCCUCUCAAACUUUAGACGAUGAAGUUUCUGAAAUAACACGGUCUAAAAGAUUGUGUGAUAACUUAGAGCUACCUUCAACAUCUCGAGUUCGGACCCCAGUCCGAUCCAGCCCAAGGCUAUUAACUAAGAGGAGCAAUAGUGCUGACAUAGUAAAAACUCCUAAAACUCUCAAAUCUAGACCUGCUAGUGUUGAGGUCACGAAAAGUACUCCAAAAAAGAAUCUACAAGCUAACAUAGAAUUAAAGUACACAGCUGACAGAGUAACUUCAAGACCGAGCAUUGAAUUUGUUAAAGAAAUACCACCACCAAAAGUACCAGACACUAUACCCGAGAUCCCAGAAAGCUUAGAUGACUCACAGGGCUUGCACCUAGAAAUGUCUCCUACUCCUGAUGAUGAGAAUGCUAAAAUCAAAUACAACAGUGAUCCUAUUCUCAAGGACAGUGAUGUAGCCAUGAAACCUGCAAAAGUAGAAAAAGCAAGUAGUGAAGGAAAUGCUUACUCAGAUAAUAACAUGUCAAUACCCAGAACGAAUUUGAAUUUGAGUAAGACCUCUGAUCUGGAAAGCACUGACAGUGUUUGUUCAAUGAACUUGGAGAGUCCCGAUCACAUCCCUAGUGCGGCCUCAAAACUCAUCUCCAAAUUAUCGAAUGGCAACUCUUCUACGCCGACCGACGCGACUGAAGAUAGCGAUUGCACUCCUGAUAUGGUAAAACUGAAUAACAUCAAAGGGAAGCGCCUUAAAAAUGAAUCAUUCCGUGCGAGUAAUACUACCACACCUUCAACGAUAUCGCCACUACAGAACGGACAUUCGUUACCUAUUUCAACUCCACAUAUACCAGCUUUCGAUGUCCACAUCAGUCACAACGAAGACAAUGAAUUUUUAUCCCUAUACGUUGUCCGAACUGACAAUGACUUAGGCAUGGACAUGUGCAAAGAAUACCAAAGGAUAUCCAAGCGUUUCACCAUCGAUCCUUACUUAGCGGACGUUUCGGUCAGUAACUCCCCGUCAAGUGUUACCAGCGGGGGAAUGAUUAAUUUGCCUAACAGGACUUCUUUUGCUUCCACCGUCAGUUCAACAUCGACGUUGAGCAGCAACAGAACCAGUGACGGAGCCUUCGUGGUGCCCCAGCCUCCAAGGAAAUCCGUAUCGAAUCCGACAUACUCGAUCAAGGGAUAUGAUGCACUAAUGAAGAAGCUACAAGAGAUAUUUUCGCAUAUACGCGAAGUAUCUGACGACGGCGGUCGAUCGAUAAGUGACGACAAAGUGUCGAUUGCUGUACAGACAUCUCUUUCCACCGAAGGCAGCAUCAGCAAUGGGAACGCUAGCCCCGAAGAGGUCAGUAAAUGUGAUAAAACCACACCGAAAAGUUCUUUGAAGAAAACUCGGGUACGGGGUCGACGACCUAUGGCGGCGAAGACGAAGCGAGCAAUACUGCCAACUCAGCCAGAAGAAGCAGAGUUUAUGUACGAUAUGAAUUCCCCGGAAAUGGUACCCAGCAACGGGGACGGAGGACAUUCACCAAAAUCGCCUAAAGACGAGAAACCGCUGUCCUCUAUGGUCGCGACUCCGAAAUCCGUGAGCAAACUGAAGCAGAAACGUCGACCGAACUCCCCACGACCAGCGACUCCUGUAGAUAAAAUGAUGAAACAAGAAUACCCCGGUCACGCCCCGGAUACAGUGGUGUUGGCGAAGUGGGUGGACAAACGGUAUUAUUCCGGCAAAGUAGUCGAGAUAACAGAUUUGAACAAAUAUUUGAUCAAAUUCGACGAUGGUCAAACGAAGGUUCUACUGGACGAUUUCAUUAUCUUUGGGGACAUGAAGACUCUGCCUCUUACCGGACAGCUGGUGUAUGCUGUGGUCGACGAAGAACAGAACUACGAACCGGGCUUGGUUCUUGGCGUCGAAGAAAACGACAGUGGCACCAUUACAUACAAGUGUGCCACAAAUGGUGACACCCUAGUCGUGGUAACAGCCAGCGAACUGUAUCUAACGGAGGAACAAGCCAGAGCUCUGAAGGAUGCCGGCAGACCACGGUCACCGACCACUCCUAACACGACCCCUCGCAGGAGAAACCACAGAGAAUUGGACUUGGAUAAUAUUAUUCAGGGCCCGCGGAGUGCUCGCAGCAGAGACAAAGGAAGCUCAAGCGCCAGGAAACGAGUGGCUUCACCUAAGAGUCCUAAAGCCUCUACGUCAGGUUUGAAAACGAAAAUCGCUGUAGCCGGUAGGAAACGCGUCGCCAGCGAAAGCAGCGAGAUCAGUGAAAGCAGCAACUCCGCUCCGAGCACGACCAGACUCGAGGAAGUAGCGGGAGUGGAGCCUGAACUACAGCGAACUCCGAGAAAAAUUGAUGGUGUCAAAGCGGGCCCGUUCCAGCUGAAAGGGGCCGCGAAACAGAACAUCGGUAAGAAGAACUCGAAGCUGACCAAGUUCGAGAACGACGCCGACACCGUCUCUCAGCUCGGCCCGAUACCGGACGGCGACCACAAGAUCUUCAAGGGAAUGUACUUCUUGCUGACCUGCGCGGCCACCUCCAAGCGAUCCCGAGUGGACAAGGAAAAAGAAAGAGAUAAGAAGAAAGAAAAGGAGAGGGCUGAUAACUCAACGGACGCCAGACAAUAUUCCUCGGAGGAAGACAGCGAGGCUCCGUCCACUGUGGGCACUGAUACAGAGGACUUUGAGUUCUCUACAAGACCAUUCAACAAGGAACGGUUGAAGGAACAGCUGGAAGCCGGAGGAGGCGUAGUGUAUAGUCACUUCGACGAGAUACCCAAGAACAAAUAUGCGGUUUGUAAGCUAAUAGCUCCCAGGCCAUGUCUCACCGCGAAAUACAUACAAUGCCUGGCCAGUGACGUUAGAGCCGUGCUACAUGACUGGGUCAUUGCAAGUUGCUCCAGAAAGAUCUUACCUGACGUCGAUGCCCACGCGCUGCCCGCCGGGCUUUCAGUUCUACACAGACGCUACAUCACAUGGGACCCGCCGGGCGAAAGGCGAAACGCUACUUUCUUCAAGGACAAAAUCAUUCUUCUGUGCGGCGAUCAGGACACGUUCGUUAAAUUCUGGGAACGUGUGUGCAACCUGACCGGGGCGACCACGCGCGUCGUCAACGAGGAGGACCUCAACAUGACCGGCGCGUUCGUCCUGGUCACCGAUUGGGAAUGUCCACAUGAAGUGCAGAACAAAGCCAACCAGGACGGCAUACCUCUGGUCUCGACACACUGGGUCAUCGAGUGUCUCAUCCAGGCCGAGAUCGUUGACCCCACCUGUCACGAUUCGUUUUCAUUUAUGUAUACGGAGCCAGAAUGAUCGUGGGACUUCAGAAAGUACCUCAUAAUACGUGAAAAUUGACACUUGAGGUGAUUCUGUGAGUUUGUGCGUUUCUAUAAAUAGCUACUAUGAAAAACAUAAAAUACUAUAGUGAUAUGCGAGAAGUAUCGGUGAUCGUUUUCAAUAGAAAAGUGUCGAAGAGAUUUUGUGUGACCAAACGGUAAACUUAGAUUAGGAACAGAGGCUGUUGACAAAUUAUCCUCAUUAAGAUUGACUAUUAACUCUAUAAUUGACUACUAUAAUAAUAAGUAUACUUAAUUAUGACCUCAAUGUUAAUUGUAAAUAUUACUCUGUAUUAAUUGUAAUCGUGAAUGUAAUUAGUACUACGAAAUAAAAAAGAGUUUUUUCAUAUCUAUUAUUGAGUUGCACAAUAGCUUGGUGAAUUCUUGAAAUGAAAUUAAAUUAAUAUAAGUUAAAAUACUUUAAAAUCCAGGAAUACUUAAAAUUCUGUAUUUAUGUUUUAGAGUUUAAAAGGAAAUGUUUGUAGGUAAAAUUAUCUUUGUAAACACAAAGUCUGCAUUUUUGACAAUAUUUAUGUGAAUUAUUCUGAAUAAUCGAUACUAAACUAUUGUUCUGUGCUUUGACCAAUUCGUUUCAAAGUAUGUCUUUAGUCCAUUCUAGACUACGCAUAUCAAUGUCUAAUCCUUUGGGGUCGCAUAUUUUUUUAAUAGUCUUGACAGCUGGAAACACACAUACCAAAUGGUUAAACUUGGUUUCCGGUAACACUUAUUACGUAAAAUGUGUUCACCAAUGCUCAUCGUGGGCAGCGUGGAAUGUUUUCAACAUAGCAGUCUACAAGCGGAUAAAAAAAUUUUUAGGAGAGUUUAAAUGCCAAUUGUAAACUCCUAUGUUAAAUAGGAUACUAUAUUAUUAAAUAAUGUUAACUUCGUUUCACUGAGGUAGGAAAACGAAAAUUUACGAUUUUUUAGUAGAUCUCUACAUACUAUAGAACACAGUACAUAUGUUAAGUAUUUUAAGACAGCUUUGUAAAUUUGGUCUCAUGUAUUGUUAGUUUAGAUUAAUUUAGAAAACUUUAUUGUUGUAAGGAAAUCAUGGUGUUUAUAAGAAAUUAUCUAUUUGAUGGGAUUUGAUAAUAUAAAUUUAAUUAUCCUUUAGCUGGAUCGCCCUUGUCACAACUUGACAUUUAUUUUUAUCAGAAAGAAUGCUUAGUUCCCAUUUUUUUAUUUAUGUUGCUCUGUAUUUGAGUCUACAGGUACUAAACUUUUACCACCAUGUACCUAAAAACAUGAGGUAAAAAAUGCAUUUGUGUUAGGGUAAGGAUUAUUGUUUACUUCGAUGUUGGUUAAAAUAUGGACUAUAUUAUUAAAAUUUAAUCUUAAUGACCUGUAAAUAUUGUAUACUAUUAAAUUAGUCCGGGCUUUAGGUAUAAAAAAUGGCACUAAGAAAAGUUACCAUUUGUAUUAUCGAAACCAUUUAGUUGUAAUUUAAAGAGCUUUUUCUUUUGUAAAUAACACAGUUGAUUUCAUUAGAAACUGGAACGCAAAAUCAUGUUCGUUCUAAAAUUAUGCUCAUUUGUGACUAAUUAAAAUAUUUGACCAUAAGUGAGAAUUCAUGGGAAUUAUUCAUGAUUAUUUAUUUCAGAGCGUCUUUAUAGAGCAGUGAAUAGAAAAAAUAUAUAUAUCGAAAAGCUAAUUAAAUACCAACAAACUACUUAUGAUAUGUCUUUGCUUUGAUGUGACAAUUCGGUAAAUAUUUUUGUGUUAGGAAUAAGUUGCAAGAAAUCAUUGUCUGUUUAUUGAAUUGUGACGUCACAUGAGAGUGAACCGAACCCGCAGUAUUUGUUUUUGCUACGUAAUUGACCCUUUUGUUUGAUAUGUAAAUUUUAACACGAAACAAUUUGUUUCGCUUCAAGAGAUACUUUAAUCAAUGUUGUGAUUGUAUUCAAUAGUAUAUCCUAUUUGUGUAAGCGCAUUUGUGAGUGCUGUCAAUCGCAAAAUCCAAGGAAUACAGAUAUAUAUAUAUAUACAAUGAGGAUUGGUUGAUACGUAUGUACGUAAAUCUAAGUUCAUGAGUUUUUUCGAUAAGCGUCCUUUUGCUAUAAUUAUUCAUAACUAAUUUAUUAUAAGUCUGAAUAAACUAUAAUUGAAAACUUGUAAUGUUUCAUUGACUAAAAAAUUCAAUACUGUUGCAAUGUUUCGUUGCAAUAUUAUUAAAAAAAAAUUAUGUUACUGUCAAACACGCCAUAAUGAAGUAUAAAAUAUUAUGGACAUGUAUGUAUUGCUUUCUAUAAUGACAGAAAUUAAAUUUCAAACUUAACAUCUCUUGUUUAAUCAUAAUAAUCGACUUUAGCACAUUAUACCUAAACCGCCCAAUCUGCUGUACAAUGUCAGUGUGAUGAAUUAUAGAAUCUGCAUUUAUUACUAUUUUUAGUAUAUUUUACUUAACUGAAUAUUAGUUUUACCAAAAUUUCUCAUAGAUGGUAGCGAUUCAAUAUGUUACUUAUUCAACUAAUAAACUAUUAAAAAUUCUCAUUUAGAAUCAUAAUAUAUUUUAAUUGUGUUAAAAACGCUAUCCGUACAGAAUAUUACAAAAAAAAAAACAUUUCGGCUUUACUUAAAAAUAAAAUGGCUGCAGAUUUAUUCUUUAUGUAACAUUUUAUCGAAUCAAUUUAUAUAAUAUAAAGAAAAGUGCAUUUAUUCUUUCACUUUAAGAUUUGACCAUAGUUUGUUUGACAGGCAGAAACUUUUUUUAUAUAUAUUAGAAUGAUAGUGGUAAUAGUUUUCUAAAUCACAUAUUUUAGUACAUAAUAUUAUAUCAAAGCUAAAUGUGGAACUUGUUUUGAUAUCAACCGAACUAUUACUAACUUUUAAUAAAAUCGCUAGAAAUGUGUUUAAAUAUUGCCUCACCAAUCAGACAAAGAUGAAUAUAUUUUAAAUCAUAAUAAGUCAAAUUAAUAUAAAUCAACAAAGUUAUCCUAUCAUAAAAUUGGAAAAAAAUAUUAAAUAUAGUAUUAAUGGAACAAUAAUAGAGCAGAAGAAAUAAUUCAAUUUUGUUUUAGGUUUAAAAAAUUGCUUAGAUAACAAGUCUGAUAAUCACAAGCUGAAUUCAUUUAAAUAAUGAUCUUGUCUGUACAUAAUUAAUCAUAAGUCGGCGUUUGUAAGUAUUAUUAAAUGGAUGUGUUAGAAAUCAUGCAUUUUUCUUUAUCGUUUGCUAAUAAAAUAUAAUUAUGUUGGUGCAGAUAUCAUUGCUUUGCUUACUUUAAUUUAAAUUUAAGAUUCUACAUUUUUGUUCUAUAGUAUUUUAACUAUUACAAAACCUUUAUUGGUUCUAAGCCGUCUACUCAGUAUAAUGAAAAAGUUUUUUUUUUUUAAUAUUAUCUCGAUUAAGUCAGUUCCCUAAACCGAAAAAUGAUUAAUGUGGUAAACACCUGCAAUUGUAAUGAUGCUGUUAGAAAUUUUAAUACAAUGUUAUUCUUACACAAUUGACUUCAUAGAUAUUGUUUUUUUUUUAUUUAAGGAUUUAAAUGUCAACAUUGAAUUUGCAUACAUUGCUCUAUACGCAUUUUUUUAUAAUUUAAGCUGUUAUCAUUAUAGUAAAAUUGUUGUAACGUUUAAUGUAAUUUGUAUAAAUAAAUAAACAAUAUAGGAUAAAUGUGUA
This is a messenger RNA of Bombyx mori (domestic silkworm), 7550 nucleotides long. RefSeq lists its product as uncharacterized. Gene Ontology annotation, molecular function: histone binding. Gene Ontology annotation, cellular component: nucleus. Lineage: Eukaryota; Metazoa; Arthropoda; Insecta; Lepidoptera; Bombycidae. The record is from RefSeq and is a predicted model, not a curated record. Bases 267 to 3911 code for a protein of 1214 amino acids. Gene Ontology annotation, biological process: DNA damage checkpoint signaling; positive regulation of transcription by RNA polymerase II. The transcript is spliced from 11 exons.